AGACCCGCCAGCUCAGUAUAUAAGCAGUGGGAGCCAGGGUCGCCUUUUGUUCCUCGGCCCUCAGCCUCCCCACCGUGCUGCUCAUCCCACAAGUGAACCGACGCCAUGGCACCCAAAAAGCCGGAACCCAAGAAAGAGGCUGCCAAGCCAGCUGCGGCUCCUGCCCCUGCUCCUGCCCCAGAACCACCAAAAGAACCUGCUUUCGACCCCAAGAGUGUGAAGAUUGAAUUCAAUUCUGAACAAAUUGAAGAGUUCAAAGAGGCCUUCAUGCUGUUCGACAGGACCCCAACAGGAGAGAUGAAGAUCACAUACAGCCAGUGUGGUGAUGUCAUGCGAGCCCUGGGACAGAACCCAACCAAUGCAGAGGUCUUAAAGGUGCUGGGGAAACCAACACCAGAAGAAUUGGGCUCGAAGAUGCUAGAUUUUGAUACCUUCCUCCCAAUGCUGCAGCACAUUGCCCGAUCCAAGGACCAGGGGACUUAUGAGGACUUUGUGGAAGGGCUACGCGUCUUCGACAAGGAAGGGAAUGGCACCGUCAUGGGAGCUGAACUGCGCCACGUCCUUGCUACUUUAGGGGAGAAGAUGACGGAGGCUGAAGUAGAACAGCUAAUGGCAGGGCAAGAAGAUGCCAAUGGCUGCAUCAACUACGAAGCUUUUGUCAAGCACAUCAUGUCUGGUUGAAGAUGGAAUCCUUAAAGUUCUUGGGAGGAGGGGAAAAAAAUCCAUCCAGCAAGAAUUUCUUACCUCUUAAUCCCGUACACCUCUACAUUGCCCAGGAGCUGCAUUUGCCACAAGGCAUGUAAGAGGGACUCUCCAUUUCCACAGUGUAACAGCCUCUGUAUAUAAAGAAUGCAUA
Zootoca vivipara (common lizard) is the source of this 856-nucleotide messenger RNA. It is a transcript of the gene MYL4, whose product is annotated as myosin light chain 4. Gene Ontology annotation, cellular component: myosin II complex. Gene Ontology annotation, molecular function: calcium ion binding. NCBI's taxonomy places the organism in Eukaryota, Metazoa, Chordata, Lepidosauria, Squamata, Lacertidae. The record is from RefSeq and is a predicted model, not a curated record.